Messenger RNA from Ictalurus furcatus (blue catfish), 2075 nucleotides. RefSeq names its product ras homolog family member V (gene rhov). The record is from RefSeq and is a predicted model, not a curated record. Gene Ontology annotation, biological process: small GTPase-mediated signal transduction. Gene Ontology annotation, molecular function: GTPase activity; GTP binding. Bases 1 to 741 code for a protein of 246 amino acids. Lineage: Eukaryota; Metazoa; Chordata; Actinopteri; Siluriformes; Ictaluridae. The transcript has 3 exons.
AUGCCACCCCAAAUGGAUUAUUUCUACCAAGAGGCGCGAGUUCCGCCGGUGUGUCUGGAGCAGGGGCACGAGCACGAGCACGCGCCGGAGUCGGACCCGGAGCCGGACCCGGAGCCGGUGAUCAGCUGCAUGCUGGUGGGAGAUGGAGCUGUGGGUAAAACCAGCAUGAUCAUCAGCUACACCAACAACGGAUACCCCACUGACUACAAACAGACCGCUUUCGAUGUGUUUUCAGGACAAGUCCAGGUUGAUGGAGCACCUGUCCGGAUCCAACUGAUGGACACAGCUGGACAGGAGGAGUUCGACGGCUUCCGCUCUCUGUCCUACGCCCACACGGACGUCUUCCUGCUGUGCUUCAGCGUCGUCAACCCGACGUCCUUCCAAAACAUCACGAAGAAAUGGAUCCCCGAGAUCCGCUCGUGCAACCCGACGUCUCCCAUCAUCCUGGUCGGGACUCAGUCCGACCUCCUGCUGGACGUCAACGUUCUGAUCGACCUGGACCGGUACAAGGUGAAGCCCGUGCUCGGGUCUCGGGCUCGGAGCCUGGCCGAGAAGAUCCGUGCUACGGAGUACGUGGAGUGCUCGGCUCUGACGCAGAAGAACUUGAAGGAGGCUUUUGACGCCGCCAUUUUCGCAGCCAUCAAACACAAGGCCAGGAAAGCCAAGAAGAUGAGACUGUCGGACAGGCGCGCGAAAGCUUUUUCCAAAUGCAGCUGGAAAAAAUUCUUCUGCUUCAUCUGAUCCUGUGGGUCAAACCCCGUGUGCUCUUGUGUAACUUAUUAUUUAUUACUUUGGACGGUUUUGUGUGUGUGUGUGUGUGUGUGUGUGUUGUGCUCUCAAUGCUUUGGAUUGCAGAACAUUUCACAUGCGGCGGAAAUCGUUCCCGCAUCGUUACGUCACGACGGGAGAGACGUGAGACCAGAGCGCGAGCAAACAAACCGAUUCUGUUAAGGUGCUGCGGACGAUUCGUUUCCUGUAACAGCACUUCCUGAAGUGACUCAUUCGUCUUGAAUUCAACCUCAGCGAUUUGCCGGACGAACGAAACGUGGCACUUUUUAUCCGUUUAAAGUUGCCGGAACGUCCGCUAAACAGGUUCUCGCUUAGCAAGAAACCAAACCAAACCAAAAAAAAAAAAAAAACCCCAAAAUGAAGUCUCCUGAAGAUGACGGUUACAAAGCACUGACACUGGAGACUCCUUCCGUGAAUAUUAAGUAGAGGUCUGCUUAAAGAAAACGCCACCUCGGAACACUGCGGAGCGAGCGCGUUAACGGGAAGCGAACCGCACCCUAAAGUGAACCCGACAAUAAAAAGCGCAUCCAGGAGGAAACACGGCUCUCUGGGUUACGAUGAAAAACGCCAACAGCGCAUACAGUGUGUAGAGGUUGAGGAUUUGCAUGAUGUGGGAGGGGGAAAGCCUGCAGCGUGGUGCGAGGAGCUGAAAGGGUUCGACGCGGUGGCGCUCUUUGUCCUCGGCGCGACGUCGUCAGACGGGACUUUUCAUAUGCGAGCUGCGGCGUGACCCGUGUUCCCGACGGCUCCUUCUGAACAAUUAAGAGGCGACUCCGCGAGGACGGGAUUGAGUCUGUUCAGCCGAGCAGCAGCUCCAGCCUGGCCAUUGUGUUGCAAAUCAAUCUCAGGCCAGUGGGCGAGAUCUUCUCCAGCACUGACAGCGUCCAUCGUGAUUAGUUUCUAAGACUCAAUCAGGGAGGAUUCACGUCUUGAGUUAACCAUUAACACCAAAUACACACACACACACACACACACACACGCACACACACGCGCACGCACACACAUGCACACACAGGUGCCUUGUUUUGGAUCUCUGGCUUGUUUACGUCGCUCACACUCUUUAUCUCUGUAUUGAUUUGUUAGCUGGAGCGUGUGUACAUACGAUGCGAUCGUGUAAAAUACUGCUUGUUUUUUUUUUUUUGGCUAAAACACUAAACUUUAUGCUUCUCGUGGAAGACACUUUUAUAUAUAAUGCUGUUUAUUCUAAACAGUCGAAUUUAACGCCCUAGGCAAGAAGGACUUCUUAUUUUCACACACACACACACACACACACACACACACACACA